GUGAGGCUGUCGCGAACUGUGACAUGAUGAGAGGGGCUGUGUGAACGAGGCUGAUGAUGAAGGUCAUGACGAAGAGAAGCAUGCAAACCUGCAACGUGGAUGAACGUGAUCCUCUCAGAAAUCGACUCACCUUGCUGCAAAGUUCAGGACCCAAGAGCUCAUACAAGAGUCGAUCAGGUCGAAGGAUGAGGUUCAUUAGCUUGACUCUGUGUCGUCGAGUCAACAAGGAGAAAGCAAGUCAAGAAGCAACCUGCUCGGAGGAGGCAGGAAAGGGUUAGCGUUGGGAGCCUCACGGCCCUCGCCAGCAGGGAAACGAUCGGCUAGCUCCUGCGGCAUCAGCUCAAUUUCUAGCUCUACGAAGCAAUCGCAGCCUCCUGCAAGAUGAAUCAGACCAAGGAGAUGAGAUUAAGCGAAGUGACCGGUAGAGUGACACCGUAGCUUCAAGUUCGAAGUAGGAUUUGGCGAAACUGGCAAGUCCCCGGUCGUGACAGACCAGAUGUAUCGAGCAAGAGCGGCUGCAAGGAUUAAAAGUUCUUAGAGAGCGCAAAUAGAACUUUUUUGAUUGAAUGUCUCACCAAGAGA
Messenger RNA from Guillardia theta CCMP2712, 582 nucleotides. RefSeq lists its product as hypothetical. The transcript has a single exon. NCBI's taxonomy places the organism in Eukaryota, Cryptophyceae, Pyrenomonadales, Geminigeraceae. Bases 57 to 278 code for a protein of 73 amino acids. The record is from RefSeq and is a predicted model, not a curated record.